Perognathus longimembris pacificus (Pacific pocket mouse) is the source of this 1186-nucleotide messenger RNA. Its product is annotated as survival motor neuron protein-like. NCBI's taxonomy places the organism in Eukaryota, Metazoa, Chordata, Mammalia, Rodentia, Heteromyidae. The record is from RefSeq and is a predicted model, not a curated record. Gene Ontology annotation, biological process: mRNA processing; regulation of alternative mRNA splicing, via spliceosome. Bases 25 to 897 code for a protein of 290 amino acids. Gene Ontology annotation, molecular function: RNA binding. Gene Ontology annotation, cellular component: precatalytic spliceosome; cytoplasm; nucleus. The transcript has 9 exons.
CGCGCGUCCCGCGGGAGGCCCGCCAUGGCGAUGAGCGGCGGCGGCGGCGGCGGCGGCGGCUCGGAGCCGGACGACUCGGUGCUGUUCCGGCGCGGCACGGGCCAGAGUGAUGAUUCUGACAUCUGGGAUGAUACAGCAUUGAUAAAAGCUUAUGAUAAAGCUGUGGCUUCUUUUAAGCAUGCUUUAAAGAAUGGUGACGUUGGUGAAACUACAGAUAAGCCAAAAAGCACCCCUAGAAGAAAACCCAUUAAGAAUAAAAGUCAAAGGAAGAAUAACACAACUCCUUUGAAACAGUGGAAGAUUGGUGACAAAUGUUCUGCCAUUUGGUCAGAAGAUGGCUGCAUUUACCCAGCUACCAUUGCUUCCGUUGAUUUUAAGAAAGGAACCUGUGUGGUGGUAUACACUGGAUAUGGAAAUAGAGAGGAGCAAAGACUGUCUGAUUUACUUUCCCCAACCUCUGAAGUAGGAAAUAAUACAGAUCAGAAUGCUCAGGAGCAUGAACAUGAAAGUCAAGUUUCAACUGAUGAAAGUGAAAGCUCCAGGUCUCCUGGAAGUAAGCUGAAUAACAACGCGUCAAAAGCUGCUCCAUGGAGCUCUUUCCCCCCGCCGCCACCCCCAAUGCCAGGAUCAGGAUUGGGACCAGGAAAGCCAGGUCUAAAAUUCAAUGGCCCACCACCACCACCUCCACCACCCCAUUUCCUGUCACGCUGGAUGCCUCCAUUUCCUUCUGGACCACCAAUAAUCCCCCCCCCACCUCCCAUCUGUCCAGACUCUCUUGAUGACACGGAUGCUCUGGGGAGCAUGUUAAUCUCAUGGUACAUGAGUGGCUACCACACUGGCUAUUAUAUGGGUUUCAGACAAAAUCAAAAAGAAGGAAGAAGCUCACAUUUCAAUUAAGGAGGGGCGGGUGGUGAUCUUCCCUGGCACCUCCUCGGGACGGAGGGGGGGCUGCCCCCUGGCACCCCCUGCCGGGCGUCUGGUCAGGACGGGCCGGGUCCUUGGGCAUGCUGAGUGAGAGCGACUCCGCUGUGGAAAUGUGAGCACUUGGAAGAAGCGCCAGGUUCCGUUCAGUACAUGAGUUGGGCUGUCAAAACUGCGAUCAGCACUUUGUAUAACUGUGACUUUCUUAGUAAAUAUGGUAAGCUUUUUACUAAUGCCUUUCAAAAUAAAAGAAUUUUUUUUGAAA